This is a messenger RNA of Ricinus communis (castor bean), 794 nucleotides long. RefSeq lists its product as uncharacterized. The transcript is spliced from 2 exons. The record is from RefSeq and is a predicted model, not a curated record. NCBI's taxonomy places the organism in Eukaryota, Viridiplantae, Streptophyta, Magnoliopsida, Malpighiales, Euphorbiaceae. Bases 285 to 668 code for a protein of 127 amino acids.
UUUAGGGAUUUAACAUUUCUCUCUCUCUCACCGUUUUCUUCCCUCUUUCUCAUAGUCACCGCCGCUUUUCUUCCCUUCUUCUUCUCCUCCUCCUCAUUCCUCUCUCAACAGUCCUCGCCGCCGCCGCCAUCUUCGCCCUCCUCUUCUCCACUAUGUCAUCAUAGCCUUCAAAGACCAUUCAGAGUCCACUGUCUAUUCCUACUGACUCACGGGUUUUCAAUUUAUGGUUUUGCGAAAACUAACGAUUUCAAAGACUUUGGCUUUACUUUGAAUCAAAAGCAGUUAUGGUGGAUCCAUGGUGGUCUCUAAUAGGUGCAGCAAUACCAGCCGUAAUUGCAGGGCAAGCUAUUAGGAUGAAGAAAAAGAGAGCUGAAGAGCAGAGGUUGAAGAGUGCUAGAGGACGAGAGAAGAGCUCUGAUGAAAUUUUUGUUUGUGAGAGGGUAUGCACUUCAAAGAGGAUGUUAAAAAAAGUCGGUGCAUUAUCUAAAGAUCCGACUAUUGAUACUUGUGUCACUGUCUGUGGUGUUUCCGAACUUGAUGCUUGUACUGAUGCAUGUGCAAGAACUGUUUGUGUUAAUCAGCAUCAAGUGCCUAACUGGAAUGAUGUUUGCCUUCGGAGGUGCCAAAGCGAGUGUCUUAGGCUGUCUGAUUCCUCUGUUAAUUCUUAAGGGGUCUAUGCACCUAUGCUGUCCUUUGUCCUUCAUUUACAAGAAGUUUCAUGUAUUUUACAUUUUUUGAGUGAAUUGAUGGUGCACUUGUUUCUCAAGGUGUUUGUAUAAAAUUUCUUUUCCUUC